AUGGUUGCCUGCCUCCUUUGCCUUCUAUUUGCCUGCAAUCUUCUGCCAGUCCUCUUGGCUGGCAAAGGUUCUUCCUGUGUCUUCCCAUUUGUCUUUAAUGGGAGGCCAUAUUCAUCUUGCACUAGAGAUGGAGCCAUUGAUGAGCAGCUCUGGUGCAGCACAACAUCUAAUUAUGACACAGAUGGCCUGUGGAAGCCCUGUGUUCUUCAAGAGCAUGGAGGCAAUUCUGGAGGCAAAUCCUGUGUGUUUCCCUUUGUCUACAAAAACCAGACAUUCUACACAUGUACCAAAGAGGAGAAGGGAAGAUUCUGGUGUGCCACCACAAGAAACUAUGACAAGGAUCUGGAGUGGAGCUAUUGUGCUGACACCAGAUUAGAUGCCAAUCCUAAGGGACCCUGUGUCUUUCCUUUCAUCUUCAACCACACGUCUUAUUCAUCAUGCACAACAGAUGGAAUUUCUAAUAAGAAGCCAUGGUGCUCCCUUACCAAGAACUAUGAUAUUGACUUUCAAUGGACCUAUUGUGAACCUUCUGGUAGGAUGGUGGCAUGCAAAGGAUUUAUUGUCUAUUUCUUUGUGCUGAGUGAGGUUAUGUUUACAUGA
This is a messenger RNA of Pseudonaja textilis, 600 nucleotides long. NCBI's taxonomy places the organism in Eukaryota, Metazoa, Chordata, Lepidosauria, Squamata, Elapidae. The record is from RefSeq and is a predicted model, not a curated record.